AUGCCUUCUCAGACCGACUGUCUACAGCCUCCCCUCAGCCCUGCUGAACGGCAAAUUGUCAAGUCCUACGGUGGCUGGACCCAAUUCCUUCUCAGCUUUGGCCUUAAGCCUUGGAAAGACGAUGAUGAGGAGGAGGGUAUGAGAAUUCUUCGGGCUUUUGCUGCCGAUAAUGGAGAGGACUCUGAAUGA
Molecule: messenger RNA, 189 nt
Organism: Penicillium brasilianum
Lineage: Eukaryota; Fungi; Ascomycota; Eurotiomycetes; Eurotiales; Aspergillaceae
Source: the annotation of a GenBank genome assembly